AUGAGUGAUGGUAGUAGCGAUGACGAGAAAGGUGGGGGCAAACAGCCGUUGAGACGCUCCACCGCUGCACGUGAGCCUGAAACCUUGGCGCAGUGCAGCAUGCGGACAAUGUACGACAGCGACCCGCAGAUACAGCAUACUCGUCGGCAGCAGCAGCAGCAGCAGCGCUCCUUGGUUGUGGACAACCACCGUGCAGGACAUGGUUCCAGGCAUAAAUGGAGCAACGAAGAGAUCAUCUUCAACGCCAGCAGUGGUAGCGGCGACAGCGAGAAUGACACGACGACUGGGACUAGCAGUAGCUCGAGUGUCAGUGCAGCACCUUCCACUGGUAGCGCGGACAACAAUAGAGAUGGCGGUGUUUCCCCCCAAUACUUUGAUCCGACCUCCAGCGCGAAACGUGGCUACAAGCUGAGCCACACAGUGUCACCGGAGACAUGGGAUAGAGCAAUCGCGGCUGUGGAGCAGCAGGGGAUGAGUCUGCGCGCCGCUGCCAGAACUUACGGUGUGCAUUUUGCAGCUCUCCAUCGCCGCGUGAAGAAGCGUGCGCAGGGAGGACAUUCGUCCAAGGGCACCAAUGGUUACUUUCAUCAGAGCGAUGAGGCCGGAAUCAUGCGCGUGGUGGUGGCCCGCGCGGAGCUGGGCGUGUUGAUGACGUUUAAUGAGCUUAUGAAACUGGUCGAGGUGGCUGCGUUGCGCAAACUUCCGGACAUCUCGGUGGCGAAUGCGCGCGAGCUGAUGGUACGCUUUCAGUCACGCAAUGAGCAGUCGGUUCGGCAUAUUAUCGUGGACUGGCCGCCAUCGGUGCCCACGACGUCAUUGGGCCCAGUUGCCAGCCACCAUCAUCUGGAGCACCCAGGCUAUGAUUACAGAUCCAAGUCCUCACCGCCAUCGACGAGCCGCAAAUGCUCGCGGCAUACUGUUGUGGGUGGCUCGGCAACCGAAGUAAUUGUGCGCGCGGCGCCUUUGCACCUUUUGCUGCCUUCCUCCUCCAUUAACGGCAGCACCUCUUCCAUCAUCUCAUCCGUCAAUGACAACCAACCCAUGUUGCCGAGUUUGAGUGUCGGCAUGCAAUACAUGCGGCCCCUGCUCAGCAACAGCAACUGCAAUCUCAGCGCGUAUCUCGUGACAAAAAUUGAUUUGAAGAAGAAGAAACUAGUGUUCAUGCGAAUACAGCUUACUAUUAAAUAA
Molecule: messenger RNA, 1188 nt
Organism: Peronospora farinosa
Lineage: Eukaryota; Oomycota; Peronosporomycetes; Peronosporales; Peronosporaceae
Source: the annotation of a GenBank genome assembly